AUGCUCCGCGUAUGGCUUCUGCCGAUCGCCGCCAUUGCGGCAGAGGUGGGUCCGGUGGCACCGCCGCCACCACUGGAGGUAUCCGACAAGACCAGUGAGGACGAGACAUUGCCCCUUGCACGCAGACAAUUCCUACGCGAGGUGCGAUGUUGGCAGCGCAUGAUCAUCUCCGUCCCUAGUCUGGAGAGCUCUGCUGCAGGAGUAGGCCCCAAGGGCCUAGGCAUGACGUGCCAAGGUGGUGCCGUUGUUGCUGCAAGCACGGGCAUCUUGGCCGACUUGAGCUGGCCACGGCCCUCGAAGAUUCCAACCAAGGUGUUGACCUUCGCUUGGGCAGCCGCGGAGUACCAGUUCCCAGUAAUCGAGGGCCUCAUGGCAAGGAAUGACAGCAGCGGCGAGGUGGUCGCCAAGGCAGGUUGCUCGGCCAACUACGCACAGUUGCUCGGGGACAUCACUAAGGUCUUUUCCGAUCUCUCCAACUCCAAGAUCUAUUGCUUCGAGUCGCUUACCAACAAGACCGCCCAGCGCGAGUGCGCGCAGAACAGCAUUAAGUCACUCGAGAAGGUAACAGCAGCCAUCGCAGAGGCGGCGAAUGCGAUGUGGCAGUGCUUCGGCAUCUUCUGGGGGUGUUCCCAGCUGAUGAACUCUGCCUACAACAAGCUGUCGCAGGCUUACUACGCAAGCUUCAAAAUGUCCAGCAAAUGCAGCGUCGACAAGGAUGCCACUUGCGACGAGGACUUCUAUGCUUUCAAGGCAUUGGGAGCUCUCAGCGCAGCGAAAGGUUUGCUGCAGUCUGCGCAGCAGGAGUGUGACAUCAAAGGAGGUACCCUGGAGCAUCCCCUGAAUCCCUGGGCCGCUACGCCUUUCAUGCCCCGGAAGGCUUGGGAGAAGUUGGUAGCUGCUGGUAGCUCUAAACAGCUUGGGUGGCUGGAUGCUGUGCCAGCAAGGACCCCGAAUCGGAGAAGUGACCGCGGCUGA
Molecule: messenger RNA, 975 nt
Organism: Symbiodinium sp. CCMP2456
Lineage: Eukaryota; Dinophyceae; Suessiales; Symbiodiniaceae
Source: the annotation of a GenBank genome assembly